This is a messenger RNA of Paramacrobiotus metropolitanus, 1552 nucleotides long. Its product is annotated as long-chain-fatty-acid--CoA ligase ACSBG2-like. NCBI's taxonomy places the organism in Eukaryota, Metazoa, Tardigrada, Eutardigrada, Parachela, Macrobiotidae. Gene Ontology annotation, molecular function: long-chain fatty acid-CoA ligase activity. The record is from RefSeq and is a predicted model, not a curated record. Gene Ontology annotation, cellular component: endoplasmic reticulum; membrane.
AUGUUGAUCCGCCACGAAAUGCCGCACCUCAAAGCCAUCAUCCAGUACCUGGGCACGCCAGCGCACGGGCCCGAGGAGGGCGUCUACAGCUGGGCGCAACUGCUGGACCUGGCCAAGUACGUGCCGGACGUGGCCAUCCUGGAGCGGCACGCCGCCAUCGCGCCCAACAAGUGCUGCACGGUCAUCUACACCUCCGGCACCACCGGCAACCCCAAGGGCGCCAUGCUCAGCCACGACAACCUGCUGUGGACCUCGCGCAUGGCCAUGACGGAGGCCUUCACCACGCUGAAGAGCCGGCGCGACAUCCAGGAGACCUUCGUCAGCUACCUGCCGCUCAGCCACGUGGCGGCGCAGAUGACCGACCUCUACCUGUCCAUUAACACCGCCGGCGUGGUCUGGUUCGCCCAGCCGGACGCGCUAAAAGGCACCCUGGUCGACACGCUGCGGGAGGCGCGGCCCACGGCGUUGGUGGGCGUGCCGCGGGUCUUCGAGAAGAUGGCCGAGAAGAUGCAGGCGGUCAGCAAGAAGAACGGCGCCGUCAAGACCUGGAUCGGCUCCGUGGCGCAGGAUGUCGGGCUGCGCGGCAAUCUCAAGCGCAGCAAUGGCAACGGCAAUCCGCUGGGCUGGACACUGGCCAACGCGAUGGUCUUCAAAAAGGUGCGGCAGGCGCUGGGCCUGGACCGCUGCAUCUUCACCUGCUCGGGCGCCGCGCCCAUGAUGAAGGAGACCCUGGAGUACUUCCUCUCCUUCAACAUCCCCAUCUACGACAUUUACGGCAUGAGCGAAAGCUCCGCUCCCCACACGCUGAACCUGCCCGGCGCUUUCAAAAUCGGCUCAGCCGGUCGGGAACUGAUCGGCGUGGUGACGAAAAUCGACAAGCUCGAUGCCGUUGGCAAUGGCGAGAUCUGCAUGUACGGCCGGCACAUCUUCAUGGGCUACCUGGGCAACGAAGAAAAGACCCGCGAGGUGCUGGACGCCCAGGGCUACCUCCACACCGGCGAAAUCGGGCGGAAAGAUAGCGAAGGCUUCCUCUUCAUUACCGGCCGCCUCAAGGAGCUGCUCAUUACCGCCGGCGGCGAAAAUGUCCCGCCCAUUCCCAUAGAAGACGCGAUCAAGGAAGAACUGCCGAUUGUCAGUAACGCUAUGGUCAUCGGCGAUAAGCGGAAAUUCCUCGCCGUUUUAUUAACGUUGAAAUCGGAGAUUGCGACGACCGGCGCUCCGCUGGACAGACUGACCAAGCCCGCACAAGAAUAGAUUAAGGAGAACGUCGGCCAAGAUGUGAACACAGUGACGGAGGCCGUCGGACUGACCAGCCUGCAGAAGGUCAUUGAGAAGCGCAUGGCGCUGGUGAACAAGCGCGCCACCAGUCGCGCGCAGUGCGUGCAGAAAUUCAAGCUCCUCCCCGAGGACUUCAGCAUCCCCGGCGGCGAGCUGGGUCCCACGCUGAAGCUGAAGCGCAACGUCGUCGCCGCCAAGUACAGCGACCUCAUCGAGCAGUUCUACGACGACACCGACUCCUGAGGGAAGCCGCGCCCAUCUCUGGCAUGCAUCG